GUCAGUAUUUUACAAUUCUAUGUCAAUACUACGUUUUUGGGACAACAACCCGGCCUACCGAUAACUACCGAUAAACUUUUAGUGACCCUACCGAUAUUAAGGAAUUCUAUCUGGCCACCCUGAUCCCAAUCAGCUGUUGUUUGUUUAUUCGCUGACUUUCCAAAAAUAAUAUUUUAAUUUUGUUCCUAAAAUGCUCGACAAAGUAAAACACAUAAUCCUUGUCCUGUCAGGAAAGGGUGGCGUGGGAAAGUCCACUGUGAGCACCCAACUUGCACUGACGUUAUCAGAAUCCGGUUUUAAGGUCGGAUUGCUGGAUAUUGAUCUAUGCGGUCCUAGUGUGCCAUACCUGCUCGGCCUAGAAGACCACGACGUACAUCAGUGUGAUGAAGGAUGGGUUCCCGUUUACACCGGUGCAGACAAGACGCUGGCCGUUAUGUCAAUUGGUUUCCUAUUGAAGAACAGAACCGAUGCUGUUAUCUGGCGAGGACCCAAGAAAACGGCAAUGAUCAAGCAAUUUCUAGAGGACGUAGCGUGGGAUGAGUUGGACUAUUUGAUAAUUGAUACCCCUCCAGGGACUUCGGACGAACAUAUUACAGUAAUGGAAUGUUUGAAAGCGGUCAAUGCAGACGGAGCGAUUAUUGUUACGACGCCGCAGGAAAUGGCGCUGGAGGACGUGCGAAAAGAAGUUACUUUUUGCAAGAAAACCGGAAUUCGAAUAAUUGGCAUUGUGGAAAAUAUGAGCGGGUUUGUGUGUCCGAAUUGUGCUGAGUGCACAAAUAUUUUUUCCUCAGGCGGUGGGGUGGCGUUGGCUGAGUUGACCAAUGUUCCCCACUUAGGCACAUUGCCUAUUGAUCCACGGGUGGGGGGAUUAGGUGGUUCCGGUAAGGCAUGUGUUAAGGAAUUUCCCGAGUGCACCACUUCUCAGGUAUUAAACAGCAUCGUGAAAAGCAUAACUGUUGAGAAAUAAAAUUGAAAUUCA
Molecule: messenger RNA, 979 nt
Organism: Topomyia yanbarensis
Lineage: Eukaryota; Metazoa; Arthropoda; Insecta; Diptera; Culicidae
Gene: Nubp2
Product: cytosolic Fe-S cluster assembly factor NUBP2 homolog
Exons: 2
Coding region: 191-967 (258 amino acids)
Biological process (GO): iron-sulfur cluster assembly
Cellular component (GO): cytosol
Molecular function (GO): ATP-dependent FeS chaperone activity; 4 iron, 4 sulfur cluster binding; ATP binding
Source: RefSeq, a predicted model, not a curated record